Mytilus trossulus (common blue mussel) is the source of this 2231-nucleotide messenger RNA. RefSeq lists its product as uncharacterized. Gene Ontology annotation, biological process: apoptotic DNA fragmentation. Gene Ontology annotation, molecular function: deoxyribonuclease II activity. The transcript has 17 exons. The coding region runs from base 46 to 2217 and encodes 723 amino acids. Lineage: Eukaryota; Metazoa; Mollusca; Bivalvia; Mytilida; Mytilidae. The record is from RefSeq and is a predicted model, not a curated record.
CUUGUAAAGUCCAUGUGGCCUAUCAGAUAACAUUCCAUUACAAACAUGGCUACUUCGAUAGGCAUAUUAGUCUUCUGUAUAAACAUAUGCCUUAGUUUUGGACUACAGUGUUUAAAUCAAGACGGAUCACCAGUAGAUUGGUUUAUACUGUAUAAAUUACCAAAAAUUUCGGAUAGCAAGAAUCCGGUCGUCCACAAUGGCACUGCAUUUUAUUACAUGGACGAAAAUACGCCCUAUUGGAAACUAUCGGACAAGGGGAUGACAGAAUCAAAUCAUGCAGUAUAUAAUACUCUACAACAAAUAUACAACAGUAAAAAUGAUUCUAUCUUUUACAUGAUGUACAAUGAUGAACCACCUCACCAUAAGGGAUCCUUAACUCAUGGACACACAAAAGGUGCAGUUGGCUUUGACAAAACAGAUGGUUUCUGGUUAGUCCACAGCACUCCAAAAUUCCCUUAUCCAAAAUCUGAAGGAUACACAUUUCCGAGCAAUGGUUAUGUAUACGGACAAACUUUCCUGUGUGUAUCUAUGAACUAUGAUAUGUUAGAUAUUCUGGGCUCAGUGUUUUUGUAUUCGUAUCCAACUGUAUAUGAUUCUCAGCUUCCAAACUCGUACUUACACGAAAAUCCAAACAUGGUCAGCAUUCUCACAGGACGUCAGAAUCGUGUGAAGCAAGAACCUUGGUUUGAUGAAACUUUAUUGCUGUCCAAGGGUAGACAUAAUUUCAGAAGUUUUGCCAAAUCAGCGGAGUUUCACAAAGAUUUAUACGAUGGAUGGUUAUCCUCUCGACUGAAAUACGAACUGUUGGUUGAAACCUGGCAAAAUGGAAGAGGUGACAUCGGAUCAAAUUGUACAGUAGGCUAUAAGGUAUUCAAUAUCCAGGAGAUAACAUUCACGGAUACUGAAUCUGUACAAUUUAGUACCCACAAGGAUCAUUCUAAAUGGGCAGUAUCUCGACCCGGUGGUAACUGGGUUUGUAUAGGUGAUAUCAAUAGACAGGAUACCCAGUUUAAACGAGGAGGUGGUCAGGUUUGUUUCCAAAACAGCCAUGUAUGGACAGCUUUCGUGAAUCUCGUCACAGACUAUGAUACGUAUGGAAGUAUAAGAAAAAAAAUACAUGUGACUUCCGAAUUUACUUUCACAAUGGCGGGAAGUAGGAAGCUUAUUUAUAACAGUUUAAUAUUAUCCAUACUUAUUGAAAUUUGUAAUGGCAUGCAAUGUCUCUCAAAGAAUGGAUCGCCAGUUGAUUGGUUUGCUGUAUACAAGUUACCAGAAUUGAGACAUGGUAAAACUCCAGUCCUCCAUGAAGGCAGAGGGUUUUAUUAUAUGGACCAAAAUAAUCCAUCACUUGUUUUAUCUGAUAAAGGCAUGGAUGAUACGGGUCAUGCAGUAUACAACACCCUUCAACAAAUUUAUGAUAACAAGACCACCAUGGCCUACAUAAUGUACAAUGAUCAGCCACCGAAGAAGAACCCUAGUCUAAACCAUGGACAUUCUAAAGGGACAGUAGCGUUUGAUAAGACAGGAGGGUUUUGGUUGGUACAUAGUACACCAGAAUUCCCACCAAUGAAGUCAGAUGGAUAUUCCUGGCCUAAGUCAGCCUGUACAUUUGGUCAGACAUUUCUCUGUAUUUCCAUGGACUAUAAUAUGAUGGACAGAAUGGGUUCUGUGUUCAUGUAUACCUAUCCAAAGAUAUAUGACACAUCUUUACCUAGUGUGUUUAGUGCAGACAAUCCAGUCCUAUCUAAUAUGAUCCUUGGUCCUAAACAACACCAUGUGAUGGAUCCACCAUGGUAUAAUGUUACACAGAUUGUAUCUAAGGGACAUAACAAAUUCAUGAGUUAUGAAAAGUUUACAGAUUUCCAUAAAGAUUUAUAUGAUGGGUUACUGUCAACUGCCUUACAAGAAGAUUUGUUGGUAGAGACGUGGAGAGAACAUGGUGCUGCAGACAAUGACCUACCGUCUAACUGUUCUAUACAAUAUAAGGUUUACAAUAUAGAAACAAUGAUAUUCCCAGAUAAGGACAUUGCUUUCAAAACAACUAAAGACCAUGCCAAGUGGGCUGUGGCAAAAAAUGGGGGUGACUGGCUGUGUAUAGGCGACAUCAAUAGACAGAUGACCCAGUUUAAGAGAGCAGGUACACAGGUUUGUUUUCAGAACCACCAGGCUUGGACAAGCUUCAGAAAUCUUGUUAACCAAACAGAACCUUGUCAAUGAAUCUAUCCAAGUUC